ACGUCGAAGAAAAAAAGUCCACUGAAAAUAAAGUUUAUUUUUCUAUGUUUAAAAGAAUUUUUUUAAUUAAAAUCAGGCAAAAUUGGAUGAGAAAUGGACUAUGGUUAUGUUGGCGGGGAGGGCUAUGGCCCUCCCGAUAAUUAUAUAUCAACAAAUGAUGUUUAUGACUCUGCAAAUCGUACAGUAAAUUAUUCACCAGCAUUUCGCGUUUUUAAUAUCGGACCAACAGAGGCUGAAUAUCAAGAGCUUGGUGGAAUUUUAGCUGAUGGCGGUGAAAGCUAUGGAGUCUCAACUGUACAAUUUGACAAUUACGAGGAACUAUUGUGGACGGGAAAUCAAGGAGGUCGUGUUACAUCAUAUUAUGGAGGAUCUAUGGAAAAAUACACAUCAUUUCAAGUUCAUGCAAAUGAUAUUGUUAGGCAAAUCGGCACAACAGACACUGGAGUUUUAGCCUUGACACAAACAUCUUUAAGUCAUAGGCAUAGACGUGGAAACUUAAAAUUCACGCAUAGAUCUGCUCACAUGACCGAAAUGAUAUGUAUGCUUCAAUUAUCACCGUCCAGAAUUGUAAUGGGUGGGUUUCAACACGAUAUAAUAGACUUUGAUGUUCCAACAGUGACAGAAAAAUCUAUGUCUAAUGCUGGGACUAACGGAUGUACAGUACUACGAAAAAAUUGCCGCUAUUUGUUUGCUGGCGAACCGUAUGGUACAAUAACAUUACGUGAUUUAACGACUUUAGAAGUUCAACAUACUAUUAAAACUCACUCAGGAAGUUUAUCAGAUUUUGAUGUACAAGGAAAUUAUUUGGUCUCAUGUGGUUUUAGUGAUCGUCAAGGUAUUUUAUCUAUGGAUCGGUUCCUGAUGGUAUUUGAUUUAAGAAUGCUUAGACUAGUUUCACCAAUUCCAAUAUUGAUUGAUGCUCAAAUGCUUCGAUUUUUGCCAUCGCAAUAUUCUAGAGUAGCCAUCACAUCCAUGCAAGGCGAAAUGCAACUUGUUGAAACCGUCGAAUUAAGCUCUCCAAGAAUCUGCCUAUAUCAGUUGAACACAACAGGUAGCUCUUUGACUUUUGAUAUUAGUUCAACAAGUCAAGCAAUUGCAUUUGGUAAUGACAAUGGUCAUAUCAACAUGAUCUGUUCAGUGCAUGCCCCCGAACCUCAAUUUAACGCAUUUUCAAGGCAAACAGAACUUGCAGAGCCUGUAGACGAUCUUCCAAGCACUGAAGAAAUCAAUACUGAGGAAGCGAGUUCUUAUUCAUUUUCAUCGACUUCACUGCCUGGACAAGAUUUAGAAGAAAGCUAUCAAUCAGAAACUGCAAUAUCUGAUAUAUACAAACAGUUUGCUAAUGGAAGUUUACCAAAUGUUGAUUAUCAAAACAAAAGUACUGAUUUUAAUUUGCAACAGAGUCCGAAACGCCCUCAACUUCCUUACUGUGAAAAUGCGCAGGCUUCUGGCUCCAGCGGGAAUGAACACAUUCAACCAGUUUCUACCGAAACAAACGGAAUGAAAAUUAUUCCAAAGCGGUACAGAAAAGUAGAAGUUAAGUACUCCAAAUUAGGAGCACAAGAUUUUGAUUUUGAACUUCACAAUCAGACCUGUUUCGCCGGUUUAGAGGCAACUUUACCAAAUUCUUAUUGUAAUCCCAUGUUACAAGUCUUAUAUUUUAUUAAACCGCUUAGAAGAAAAAUUUUGCAACAUUCCUGCUCGAAAGAAUUCUGUUUGUCAUGUGAACUCAGCUUUUUAUUCAACAUGUUAGACAAAUCUGCUGCAUCAAGCCCGUGCCAAGCUAGCAAUUUUUUGAGAUCAUUCCGUAAGGUCCAUGAAGCUGCAGCAUUGGGAUUAAUAGUUACAGAUCGCGCUGUAAAUGUAAACCUUACAAGUUUAAUUCAAAAUUGGAAUAGAUUUAUAAUACAUCAGAUGCAUUACGAAAUCUUAGAUUCUUGGAAAAAUGGUCGCCUUAACAAACAAACAAAUGCCUUUGCAAUGGAAUAUUUUUUGGCGUUAAAUCAAUCUCGACUUAUUAACCCUAAUCUGAGCUGGGACUCUCGAGAAAUUAACUAUGCAGAAAUUUUUAAAUCACUCGAUGUCAACAAUGGGCAAACCUCCUUACAUAAUAUUGGCUCGAACGAAACUGAAAAAUCAAGGAUAAAUGAAGACACUGACAUAAGCAAUUUGUUUGGAACUCGACAACGAUGUGUGAAUCGAUGCCUUAAAUGCAAUGAAGAAAAACCUAAACGAAAUAUUUUAAUGGUAUGCAACUUAGUUUACCCAAUUGGCACUAAAGACAAUGAAUACUUAACUUUUGCACAAAUUUUAAAAUCGUCACUUUGUCCUGAAAAGACUUUACCAACAUUUUGCGAAAAAUGUAAAAAAUUUACUCCUACAAAGCAAUCUAUUAAGAUAACCAGUCUUCCCAAAAUUUUAUCUCUAAAUUGUGGUCUUUCUAAUGAAAAAGAGAUAGAAUUCUUAAAAUGGCAACUAAGUAGGAUAGUAAACGCUAGUAACAUAAAUUCAACACAAUUCACUACCACUAAACCAUGUCGAUAUGGUGUAAACUGUAAUAGAGCUGACUGUCAUUUUAGCCAUCCUUUUAGAAACUCACCAUCAAGUAGUAACAACGGUUUCGGUGCUACAUGCGAAACAAAGCAGAAAUCAUGGUUUCCUCUUGGGUUUUCUAUGGAUGUUGAUAUUAAUGGAAAUUUAGCGAUUCGAUCAGAAAUAAGAAGUAGCAAGAUAUCAGAGUCGCAGGCAUCCAAUUCAUCAACUGUUGGUUUUAGAGAAGAAUUAAAUUUGACUGAUCCAGUAAUUUCAAAUGAUACUCAUAGAGAUUACCGAUUAUCGGCAGCUAUUUGUCAAAUUGACGAUGGAAAUCAUAAAAAUUUAGUUGCACUAAUUAAUGUUCCAAAAAGCUACCACGAAAUGAAAUUAGGAAACUGUGAUGAUACAAACAAUCAAUGGUACCUCUUCAAUGAUUUUAGUAUAUCUCCUGUGUCUUGCCAAGAAUCAGUUUGGUACACGUUAGAUUGGAAAGUUCCAUGUGUUCUAAUUUAUUCAAGCUUAGAAGUGCUCGAAGUAGAUGAAGAAAAAGAAAAUCGAUAUUUCAAUCCAUUUCUACAAGAACUUUUAAAUCCGGUCCACCAAAUUCCAUUGCAUCAUACAAUACACACUUUUAAACGAUUAAGUGCACAUGAAAUGCCGAAACCGGGUGAUUUAGUUGCAAUGGAUGCGGAAUUUGUAACAUUAAAUGCAGAAGAAAACGAGUUACGUCCUGACGGUACAACAAUGACAAUAAAACCUUGUCAUAUGAGCGUAGCGCGCAUUUCUUGCAUAAGGGGUCAAGGCCCUGAUGAGGGGAUACCUUUUAUUGAUGAUUAUAUAUCAACACGGGAGCAAGUUGUCGAUUAUUUAACCGAAUUUUCUGGAAUACAACCUGGUGAUUUAGAUGCUAAUUUUAGUAAUAAACGUUUAACAACUCUUAAAAACUCAUAUCAAAAAUUAAAGUAUUUAGUUGAUAGUGGUGUGAUAUUUGUUGGACACGGACUGAAAAAUGACUUUAGAGUGAUAAAUAUUAUUGUACCCUCCGAACAAAUAAUCGAUACAGUGCAUUUAUUUCAUUUACCGCAUCAUCGAAUGAUAUCAUUGAGAUUUUUAGCAUGGCAUUUUUUAGGAACAAAAAUCCAAUCUGAAACUCAUGAUUCAGUGGAGGAUGCCAGAACCAGCUUACAACUAUAUAAGCACUAUUUGAAGUUACAAACUGAAAAUAAAUUGAACUGGGCCUUGAAAGAGGUUUAUGAACGUGGGAAACGUUUAUGCUGGAAAGUACCAGACGAUUAUUACCAUUAAAGUACAAACAAAAAAAAAUUGUAAACUACAAAACAUUUUUUAAUAAAAAAAAUUAAGAAAAAUUGUCAAAAAAAUAUAUAAAAAUGUGUAAGUGAAAGUAAAAAGUAAUUAUUUUGAUAUAAAUUAAUAAAAAUAAUGUGUUUU
Condylostylus longicornis is the source of this 3984-nucleotide messenger RNA. RefSeq names its product PAN2-PAN3 deadenylation complex catalytic subunit PAN2 (gene PAN2). The coding region runs from base 94 to 3840 and encodes 1248 amino acids. Gene Ontology annotation, molecular function: nucleic acid binding; protein binding; poly(A)-specific ribonuclease activity. Gene Ontology annotation, cellular component: PAN complex; P-body. Lineage: Eukaryota; Metazoa; Arthropoda; Insecta; Diptera; Dolichopodidae. The record is from RefSeq and is a predicted model, not a curated record. The transcript has 21 exons. Gene Ontology annotation, biological process: mRNA processing; nuclear-transcribed mRNA poly(A) tail shortening.